AUGGCAACGACCAAAAUCAACAAAGACGGAGGCGGAGUUACACCAAAUCUCUCGAGGACCGUCAGAUUCAAGGGACACGAGCAACUACCCUACAGAUUGAUUCUUUCCCUUCUAUCUCACAAACCUAUUAGGAUAGAUGAUAUCCGACCAGAUGACCAAGACCCUGGUCUGAAUGAAGCCGAAGUUUCGUUCUUAAGGCUCAUAGAGAAACUCACCAAUGGGACGACUGUCGAAAUUUCUUAUACCGGGACCUCGGUUCUGUUUGUGCCCGGGACGUUAACGGGAGGACACAUCACCCAUCAGACACCCCUUUCCUCCUCGAUUGGCUACUUCCUCACACCGAUCCUAGCCAUCGCACCAUUUUGCAAACACGACCUCACCUUAAUCUUGAAAGGAAUCACUACAUCCACGGACAGUCUAUCGGUUGAUGUUCUCAGAGUCAGCGGUCUACCUACUCUCGGGAUUUGGCUCGGAGAACAUGCAGGGAAACUCGAGCUCAAGAUCUCGAAACGAGGUCACCCGCCAGAAGGAGGCGGAGAAUGCUGCUUCAAAUGCCCGUCGGUCAAGCACAUCAAAGCGGGUAUCAAUUUCACUGAAUCGGGGAGGAUAUCAAAGAUCAGAGGGAUUGCUCACUCGGUCAGAGUGUCCCCACAACUUGCAAACAGAUUGGUCGCCUCGGCACGGUCGGUUUUAAAUCGAUAUAUCCCCGAUAUCUAUAUCUACACGGACGUCUAUCGAGGAGCUGAGAGCGGGAAAUCACCAGGCUAUGCACUUACGCUGCUUGGCACAUCGACGACCACCGCACUUUACACCGCCGAAGCGGUCUCCUAUCCGACCUCAACCCCAGAAGAUGUCGGGGUUCUUGCGAGCCGGCGACUCUUAAAACAGAUCUCGAGAGGUGGAUGCAUCGACCAAGGCUUCGAAUGGUUAGGGAUGUUAUUCUUACUAUUGAGCAAUCAAACAGAUAUUGGCCGGAUCAAGAUCGGCGGUCCUUUCACUGAAGCCUUGGUCGCGUGGAUCAGGGAUCUCAAAUCUGUAUUCGGCGUCCAAUUCAAAAUCUCUCCCGUCCAACGACCACUUAUUCCAGAAGCCCAGGAAGAUGAAGACUCUGAUGAAGAAGGGCAGGAGGAGGCGGAGGAAGAUCCAGCUGAUUUCAAACAGAAAAUCAACGAAAUUUUGCCUUCUGAAUAUGUAGUCAGUGCCGUUGGGUUAGGCUGGAUCAACACUGCGAAGUCGGCCAAGUAA
Molecule: messenger RNA, 1245 nt
Organism: Puccinia triticina
Lineage: Eukaryota; Fungi; Basidiomycota; Pucciniomycetes; Pucciniales; Pucciniaceae
Exons: 3
Coding region: 1-1245 (414 amino acids)
Biological process (GO): ribosome biogenesis; endonucleolytic cleavage of tricistronic rRNA transcript (SSU-rRNA, 5.8S rRNA, LSU-rRNA)
Cellular component (GO): nucleolus
Molecular function (GO): RNA endonuclease activity
Source: RefSeq, a predicted model, not a curated record